Molecule: messenger RNA, 1214 nt
Organism: Silurus meridionalis
Lineage: Eukaryota; Metazoa; Chordata; Actinopteri; Siluriformes; Siluridae
Exons: 4
Coding region: 180-1034 (284 amino acids)
Source: RefSeq, a predicted model, not a curated record
UGUGUGAUCCCUGUUUCCGGCUCGCUCUCCGCAGCGCGGCUCGGCAGGAAUUUUUAAAGCCGCCUACAGCUCGUGCCCUCGCAGUGUGAACACCUCGGGUCACCUCAAAGUCAUUUACACUUUAAUCACUUUAUUUUUUAAUUUCUCAAACAAUUCCACCUCCUGAAUAGAGUCAAGACAUGGCAUCGGACUGCCAGUUCACCGAUUCCAUCUCCAACGACGGGGAAGAGGAAUUUGAGCAGAUGUUGAAGCGGAUCGGUGGAAAGGGGAAUAUUUAUUUGGUAGGAGACGCGGACGGAGAGAACAACUGCAGUCUUUUCCAGGAGUUUAUCAUGGGCAUGUUUCACACCGAGGUGCACAUCCGCAAGGACAAAAAUGCAAACCUCGGCAACAGGAACAUCAAAAAUGCCGCUGCGGAACACUGCUCUGAUGCCAACAGGGCUCCGGGGAAAGGAGACGACAACGCCGACGUGGACCAGAAACGCGCCGCAGCCAAGCGCAGAUUCUCCGCGCACAACGGGCGGGCGAUCCGCUGCGCCGUCAUCAUCUUCAUCUUCAGACACGAAUACAUUCAGAACAAGGCGAACCAUGUGUGUAUGGAGGAGAUCCUGAGGGACAUAAAGGUUCGAGUGAAGAAAAAUCACGGCGUUCGUCAGGCGUUAAUGGGCCUUGUUCAUGCCGACACUGAAAGCUCAGAGUCUCAUGAGUCUGUCACACUCCUUAAGGAGACAAUGAGAUCUGUGUUCAUAAAACAUCCACAUGACUCCAUAUGGACUGGCCAUUUUAUUCCUAACACUGCAGAUGCCAUCGAGAACAUCAAGAGGAAUGUCUGCAAAGCUGUGAAUGUGUCUCAUAAUCCAGAUAACAUCUUGAGCCGCAAACGAAAUAUUUUCUGGCUGUUGUUACAGCAUUGGAUAAGGAGAGGACGUACAGAACGAGCCGGAGCGGCCGCACAUGUUCAGGCACAGAACGGUGAUCCUGAAAGCCCAGAGGAAGGAAUUCCAUUACAGACACAAUCCAAAUCACAAUCCUGAUAUCAGGUUUAUUAACAGACUGAUAAAUGACCAGAUGACCUGUGAAAGGCACCAAGCUGAAAUGUACCUGCUGUAUUUUUGAUUUAUUAUCUCAUAGGAAGGGUGAAGGAGCAUUGGGAUAUGAAGUUUACUGCUGCUGCUGCUUUGUAGUCCAUCAAAAUAAAAUUCAGGACCUUUAAA